CCAUUGGCCCGGCGACGUGGCGCGUGCCGCUCGCCGACCAAUAGAAGGCCAAGAGACACCGGAGCGCGUCGCCUAUGCAGCGUAGGGAAUUGGAGACGUCGCUUUUAAAUGCCCCCCCCCCACGACCAACAAUCCCCGACGGGGUUGAUAGGGGGGGGGGGGACCUGGCGAGCUUUAGUGGCAGAAGCCGAGCGAGGGCGGCACGGCGUGGACGGCGGCAGGUAGGGAGGCAGGGAGGCAGGCAAGAGAGAGAGCUGUUUAUUAAGAGUACUAAAUUAUCAACUUGUUCAUAUAGUUACGUUGGUUUGUUGGCGUAUAAAGAGCGUUACCUAGCAAAUACUGUAGCGAUUAAACUUUAAAUACAGGCUUCUUAGAAUUAGCUGGGCCAAAACAAACUACACUGAAACUAACAAAAUAGCUCUUUUUUUAAGACAACUCAUUUUCGCCAUAAAGGAGACUUCCAUUAUUUUUAUAUUUAAGUUGGACUUUGGCACGCAUUUCCACGCGUCUUAAAUCGUGAGUGGUUGGUAAGGUAACAGGCAAAGGAGGCGAGGUGAAUUCGUUAACAAUAACCAUUGAAAGAAAGUGAGAGAGAGAGAAAACACACACACACGGGGAGAGAGAUACACGAAGGGAAAAGUAAGCUCUUAAAUGAGGCGACAUUAACAUUAAAUGAGGCCCAAAAGUUGAGGCGGAGUGGGUUGGGAGGGCCAUGAAGCGAUUUCGGUCUGCCGAGCUGGGCCACGGAGGAGAGGGCCUGCCAGGUGGCCCGUACACGGCAGCAGGGUCUGAGGCAGCAGGUGGAGCUGGAUCAGUAACAACAGCAGCAGCAGCAAUCGGAGCCCUCGGAUCUUCUGGAGCCGGAGGAUCUGCGGCUUCUGGUGGGAAAGCAGCUGCUAGUGGUGGUGGUGGAGGAGGGCCUGCAGGAGCAACGAUGUUCGGGCAGGGCUUCAAGCAGCUCUUUCAACCGCGGAAGCGCUCCAAGGACCGCGGUGUGACACCAACGCAGACGCCGAUUUUGGAGACUCCGAGCCAGGCUCAGGCCCAAGCCACGGGUCCCGGUCUCGCCGAGGCUUCCCCCCUCACCCGCCGAGGUAUAGGAUUCGCCCCCGGAAGCGGCUCCGACUCUCAGCAGCACCUGCUGCAGCAGUCGGACUGCGAGGAGUCCGACGAGAGGUCUGAGCGGGAUGGGUCGGCUGUGCCAUCCACGGCAGACGAAGACACGGCGGGCACCCAAGAUCGGCAGACCGCCUUCAACCGGGUGCUGCAGCAGAUGAGGCCACGCGGCAGCGGCACCGGCAAACGGGGCUCGGGACCGAGCCAGCUGGACCCAGCGCCACUACCGCCGCCGCCGCCACCACCACCAGCAGCAGCAGCGCUCACCGCUGCCAUCACCACCACCACGACCACCACUGCCGCUCUGGCCCAGCCGACGGCGACGUCGGUGGUAAGGCCAAGCCCGCAGCAGCACAGGAAGGCGGAGUCUUUGCCGCGAGAGCACAGCGGAGGUGUGGGGCUCCGACCCCGCUCUGCCUCAGCCACGGAGCCGGCCCUGGCUCAUCCUCCACUGGGACCCCCGAUGGAUCCAGACGAAGGUGGCGGCUUCGAGCAGCACGAGCGGCUGGAUGCGAGCUCGCUGGCACUGCCCGCGGUGCUGGUGGCGUCGGCGGGCUCGGACGUGAGCGUCGCGAGCGACACGCCCGACGGCCUGCUCUUCGGCAGCGUGGGCAACAGCAGCGGUCCGCCUGACCCGCAGAAGACACGCGCGACCAUCGAGUCGCUGCAGCAGAAGAUCCUGCGCUUCACGGAGCAGAUCCGCGUGGAGCAGCACGCGUGCGACGAGAACGUCGCCGAGUACCUCAAGCUCGCCUCCAACACGGAUCGUCAGCAGGCCUUGCGCAUCAAGGCGGUGUUCGAGAAGAAGAACCAGCGGUCGCUGAACUCCAUCUCGCAGCUGCAGCGCAAGCUGGAGCUAUACCACCGGCGGCUGCGCGAGGCAGAACAGAACGGCGUGGCGCGGCAGCCCAAGGACGUGCUGCGCGACGUGCAGCAGGGCCUGCGCGACGUCUCGGCCAACGUGCGUGCCGGCAUCAGCGGCUUCGGCGGCGGCGUCGUGGACCGCGCGCGGGGCCUGUCCAAGCCGCCGCGGGAGAUCGCGACGAUCAUCCGUAGCAAGUUCGGCAGCGCUGACAACAUUGCCACGUUCAAGGAGCACGCAGACCAGCACCGCUCGGUGGAGGCGUCGCGCACGCUCAGCGGCAGCGCCACGCUCGUCUCGUGCCCCAAGUACAGCGACGACGACGACUGCUCGAGCGGCGGCACGUCGGGCGCGGGCUCCGCGCUCGGCCUCGCCAUCGUCUCCACGUCGCUGGGGCGCAACCUCACGGGCUCCUCCGCCACGGCGGGCGGCAACGGUGACGGCGGCGGCGGCGGCAACAACGGAGGGACGGAGCUGGGCAGUCCACGCUACUCGUCGUACGAGGGGCUCGGCAUGGAGGCGAUCCGCCGGGAGCUGCACACGAUCCACAGCACGCACGCACGCCUCGAGGGCAUGGUGCAGGAGAUGCGCACGCAGUUCCAGACGGAGGUCACCAACUUCAAGCAGUCGCUCUUAGAGGAGAGAUUCAGGUUUGGGCGUCUGGAGGAUCAGCUGAAUGACCUGACGGAACUGCACCAGAACGAGAUGUCCAACCUGAAGCAGGAGCUGGCGAGCAUGGAGGAGAAGGUGGCAUACCAGUCCUACGAGAGGGCACGCGAUGUGCAGGAGGCGCUGGAGGGAUGCCAGACACGCAUCUCCAAGUUGGAGCUGCAGCAACAGCAGCAGCAGGUGGUGCAGCUGGAGGGUCUGGAGAACGCCAACGCGCGCGCCCUCCUGGGCAAGCUCAUCAACGUGCUGCUGGCGCUCAUGGCCGUCGUGCUGGUGUUCGUGUCGACGGCCGCCAACUUCAUCACGCCGCUGGUGCGCACGCGCAACCGCAUUCUGGUGACGGCGCUGCUCACCGUCAUGCUCGCGUACCUCUGGAAGAACUGGGACGGCAUGCCCGGCCUGCGGACUAGCGCGCCCCCCAACCACUCGAAGGAAGGGCCGUCGCUAGCGCUGUGAUGGCAGCGCUCCCCAUCCGUUUCUCUUUUCGUGUAUUUUUCUAUGAGCCAUCGGCCCGAGGGUUCUGUGUGCAAGGUAAUCUCUCGCUUCUUUUCUGCGGUUCUGGACAAACAAACAAACUUGGCGGUUUUACCAAAAAUUAUAGGGCGAGGACCUUUAACUAUCCAACAUAGAGAUUGGUACUCGCCUGUGAUUGUGUGAGAGGGUUUUAUGUGGUUGGCGUUUUCGCUUCGAUUCAUCAUUUUUCCAGUCGAACAAUAAAUCUCACCGAUGCCAGGGAUAUGCAUGGAAAUUAUCGCUUCCUAUGCAAGUGUCCUGCCAUCUUUGGCCACAUGAAUGACAUUCGUUUUGACUUUGAAAACAACAAAAAAUGAGAUUGCAUUUUUUCAAGUGAAGUGCCCACAAUCUACAGCACUCGAGGCAAUGCGACAAUACGUUUUGCACUUCAUUUUACUCUGCAUGAAACAGAGUGCACAUAGCAUUGCCUUUUUACUACGUAACGUUUUGGAAUGUUUUUUUAAAAAUGUUUUGAGAAAAAGAAGCUGGAGAAAUGUUAGGUAGUUAACUAUGGGUUGCGGUGUUAUUAUAUAACCUGUCGGCUGUUGGGCAAUGCAGAAUUUAAUUUAAGUUUACCGUUUACAAUUUCAACAUUUCAACCAAACUUUGCGUUUUUUUAAAUAAUUAAACGGACCAUUGAUUUGGUCAGUAUUUGUUAAGAAUGUCUUGCAGUUCACAUCCAUAUAUCACCACUUUUAUGACAGUUUGUCACUAUCAUAUCGCUAAAGGAUUAUUGCCUCAGAUCAGAGCAUCAUUUACCUACUGGAAGCUGGUUGGCAUGCCAUAAUCAAGCUGCCAGUCGCAUGUUCAGUGCAUUUAUAACCUGGAUUUUAAAUUGUGAAUAGUAAUAAUACCACUGCGAUGGCUUCUACUUUGAAAUGAAUGUCACUCUUCCAGUAUGUGCCCUAUAAGUAUGGCUCAUAAUUUUACAAUAUUUAAUAGGAAUUUGCCUUGGACUACAUGGGUGUCAUAUUGAAGUAUUUUAAGAGCAUGUUGUGAAAUUACGUUACCACUAUCAGCCAUAAACACUUUGGGAAAACACACGUGGUAUUUGUGAAGGUGUGAAAUUCUUACUUAUUUAAGUAGCUUGUACCUGCUACCAACAGGAACAACAACAGGGUUUCUACAGGUGUACCGUAUAAUUAGAUUGACCCUGCUUCGAGCACAAUUUGAUAAACACUCGUGGUGAGUUUUGACAUACUUGUAGUUAAGAGUACAGCAAUAAUGCAAGGUGGCAGCAGCGAUGGCUCGUGGAUAACUAAUGGCAGUGCGGGUUUACUAUAUGGAGAUUCCCUGAUAUCUGGUAUCGAUGAACAAUAUUUUUGCCAAUCCCCUCCUGGAUGAAGGUAUCUUCUUUGACCAUACUUCGCCACACUGGUCCCGUGCAGGUUGGUGAAUGUAGCCAGGACUGCUUCGGAUGUCACUUGCCACCGAUGUUAGCCACGCCUGGGAAUCAAAACUCUGGUCCCCAGGUUUGUAUUGCAGUGCUUGAACCGCUUCGCCACCCCACCACCAUUGCCGGUUGCGCAACGCAAAUCGGCUGUGCUGCUGGCAUUUCCAUAUCUCUGUUGUUGUGGCAGUGGCGAUGUUUCGGUGGAAGGCCGCUGGCUGGCUGACGCAUGGGACCAACAGAGGAUGGAAAUUCGCUGCCAAGAUGACUCGUCGCCUUGUGAUUGGUUUAUCGAAAAGCUGUAAUUAACUUGGGAGUUGAGCAUGUUGGUGAACUCCAUAUUGAGUGGCGUAUCUUAAUUUCAGGUUUACUGAAGUCAAACUAAAUGAAAAUAAUGUAUUCUAUGGCUUCAACUAAACUUGGCCAUUUUAUUCCCGCCAUUCUGGAGAGUGUUGAGCAGCGAUGCUUCAGUGCAGAGCUGCCACGUAAUUGCAGUGUCAUUUAAAAGUGACGAUAACGCCCGGGACGGAAGCUAAAGUUAACUUUACUCCUGUGUUACAUUAGCUCGGAACCAAAUGUUUUAUCGGCUCAUCGCAAUGCUUCUUGAAGCCACGUUCGGUGCAGCCCAGGUUACUGAGGGGUUAAAAACAAUCUGAAUAAUACAAGGACAAAAUAUAGUUGACUACAAAAAGACACGCACUCCUCUUUGACACUUGAUCUAUGAACACUACCGACUUUAUACAAACAUGUUCAAUAGUUUUACAAGUGUGUUGCAUAAAGAAUGUGCUUUUAUUGCUCCUGGCAAUGUUUGGCUUAAUCGUGGGCAGAGACGAAACGUUGUGAAUUAUACUGGAAGGGUCUCUCUUUUUUUCUUAAUCCUGUUAACGCUCGUCUGUGGCAUGAAGAGAGGGUUGUGUUUUAUAAGCACUGUGUAGUAACCAAAGGACAGUGCAUCACCGUCUCGGGUUAUAUGCUAAGGCUAUUGUGCGCCCUGGUUUGGCUGGAGAGUUUCAGGAAGGCUUUCCCUGGUGUCCCGAAUGAUUUGUGAAGUUUGGGAUUUUUUUGUCCCCUGGGGUGAACAUUUUCUAGCUUCCGUGUUCAACUGUCGAUUGGCAAAGGGGUGGGGGGGGGGCAGAGCUACCCGAUUGGUCGACUUGGGCCCCCUUGAGCUGUGGCGGCAUGGCCAACAUCAGAGAGUAGGGGGGUGGGGGUCACCUUGCUCGUCGGCAGGGCUCGUGACGGAGUGGGUGGGGCGACUGAAAAGUGGGUGUGACUUAAGGAGGGGUGGGCCCGCUAAGAUGUUGGUAGCUUUAGUGUAAUACGCAUGCUGGUGCAACAGCGAAUUGUCCGACCGAUUUGUCUUUCUUGGGCUGGCUUUACUGGUGCUUUCGAACCCAGGUCUUAAAAGGCAUUUUUUUUUAAAUGAACCUUGCCAAUAAGUACAUGCAGCGUCGUAAGGGAGCGCUCUCGCCACUGACUGACAGCCCACAUGUUGACCGCUCGCCCAAGUGCACAGCACUGCUGUGCUUUUGUCGGCUUAAUGCACAAUAUAGGUGGCGACAAGGGCAUGUUCUCGGCUGCUCACUGUGGAACACAACAUUCCUACGAAUAUUGUUGCAGCUGUAACGAAAUAUCUGCAUUAUUUCCAGUUUGUUUCCUUUUCCGAAGCUCGCGUUUGUACACUUUAGUUAUUGUGCGACAGCUAAUGUCCCGUCACUGAUUUUCACUUGUUCUUUUUACGAUGUUUACAAAUAAUUGUCCCGAGUUCUCUCUGUGUGUGUGUACAUAUGUGCAUUUACUACUGAUUUGUUUAUUGGAUGCACACAAGUAUAAAUACGUGAAUAAAGAAACGUUGUAUACACUGGAGCCUCGGAAUAAAACCUGAGCUAUCUGACCAUUGUCAAUUUUGUAAAAAAAAAAUAAUGCUCUUUCUGUAUUGAACAGGCCACCAACUGUACAUGUAAUAUUCUUUAUACACAAUGGCCCGUUAUAAACCACUUUUUUUCUUGGAAAAAAUAUAUAAAUUUAACAAA
This is a messenger RNA of Petromyzon marinus (sea lamprey), 6583 nucleotides long. RefSeq names its product transmembrane and coiled-coil domains protein 2-like. The record is from RefSeq and is a predicted model, not a curated record. Gene Ontology annotation, cellular component: endomembrane system. Lineage: Eukaryota; Metazoa; Chordata; Hyperoartia; Petromyzontiformes; Petromyzontidae.